AUGGCGGACACUACAAAGCCAGAGGAGCCGACGACCGAGUCGAUCGACAAGUCGUUUGACGUCAGCGGUAACGAUGAAGUGGCCGGCAACGACGAGGAGGUUGAGCAGACGGAAAUCUCAGAGAUGAAGCGCCGCGUGGCCGAAAUGGAAGAGGAGGCCGCCAAGCUCCGCGAGAUGCAAAAGGACCUCAACCACCAGAGCCAGGAGCUCACAGAAAACAAAGAAGACAUCGACUCGCGGAGUAUCUUUGUCGGCAACGUUGACUACUCUGCAUCGCCCGAGGAGAUCCAGGCACACUUCCAGAGCUGUGGCUCCAUCAACCGGGUGACGAUUCUCCUGGACAAGUUUACCGGCCAGCCGAAAGGAUAUGCGUAUGUGGAGUUUUCCGAGCCCAGCCUGGUCGCCCAGGCCCUGGUCCUGAACGAGAGUGUCUUUAAGGGAAGGAACAUUAAGGUUGUUCCGAAGCGGACAAACGUUCCAGGCAUGAGCCGUGGCCGCGGCCGAGGUGGCUUCCCUCGCGGCCGGGGCUACUUUGGCGGUCGCGGCGGCUUCAACCCCCGUGGCGGCUACCGUGGCGGCUACCGGGGCCGCGGCCGUGGCGGCUUUGCCCCGUAUUAG
This is a messenger RNA of Sporothrix brasiliensis 5110, 618 nucleotides long. RefSeq names its product polyadenylate-binding protein 2. The transcript is spliced from 4 exons. Gene Ontology annotation, molecular function: RNA binding. NCBI's taxonomy places the organism in Eukaryota, Fungi, Ascomycota, Sordariomycetes, Ophiostomatales, Ophiostomataceae. The record is from RefSeq and is a predicted model, not a curated record. The coding region runs from base 1 to 618 and encodes 205 amino acids.